This is a messenger RNA of Stegostoma tigrinum, 4043 nucleotides long. It is a transcript of the gene cep41, whose product is annotated as centrosomal protein 41. The record is from RefSeq and is a predicted model, not a curated record. NCBI's taxonomy places the organism in Eukaryota, Metazoa, Chordata, Chondrichthyes, Orectolobiformes, Stegostomatidae. Gene Ontology annotation, biological process: protein polyglutamylation; cilium assembly. The transcript has 11 exons. The coding region runs from base 120 to 1223 and encodes 367 amino acids. Gene Ontology annotation, cellular component: ciliary basal body.
CCAAUCGGAAGUAUGUUUAAAUUUCAGUGGCGGUUUUUGCCGCUUGUUGGUCAGGGCUUUAAUGAAUUUAUUUAUUAAUUAAUUUAUUGUUUGGUUGAUCGGAGGCUGAGGGUUAAGCAAUGUCAGUGAAGAAUUCGAUCGGGAAUCCUGAGUUUCUGAAGAAAAGAGUUGUACCAAAUCCAAAGUAUCAUUAUGUUCGAGCACGAAUUGAUACUGGCCACAGCCUUUCAAAGUAUAUGGAAAAAAUUGAAGAAUUAAGAAAGAAUUAUAGAUAUAAAAGAGAUGAAUUAUUCAAAAGAUUGAAAGUCACCACAUUUGCCCAACUGGUGCUACAGGUGGCUUCUGUGAAUGAACAAGGUGAACGGGCGUUUGUCGAACAACAACGGGAAGAAGGUUCAAAUUCAGUGCUUUCGGCACCAGAGCCUGAGCUCCUUGCAAUAAAGGAUAAUGAGGAACGAAGUCCUGUGGAAGUGCAGCAGAAAUCCCCUAUAGAACUAAUAAGUAAUGAGGAUUCAGUUGAGAAACUAUUUUCAGCCCGCUCUACCCUCCAAAGUGUUAUAAGUGGUGUUGGGGAAAUUGAUCUGGAGAAAGAGAAUCAGAAACUGUCCCAACCUGAGCUCUGUCCGUGUCCAGAAAAAACGGAUGGACCGUACCCAGACUGCCCUUACUUGCUUUUGGAUGUACGAGAUCGUGAUGCCUAUGAUCACUGUCACAUUAUUGGAGCCUACAGUUAUCCUGUAGCAAUGUUGUCCAGGACUAUGAACCCUUAUACAAAGGAGCUUCUAGAAUACAAAAAUGCAUCUGGGAAAAUCAUUCUGCUUUAUGAUGAAGAUGAACGGAUAGCUAGUCAGGCUGCCACAACACUAUGCGAGAGAGGCUUUGAGAAUCUUUUUAUGCUGUCCGGCGGUCUGAAAGUUGUUGCCCAGACAUUCCCAGAAGGACUAACCACUGGAUCAAUUCCGCUGUCAUGCCAGCCUCCUGUUCUUCUGCCAUCUCGCCAGAGGCAGUCAACACCUCAGAAACCUCCACACCCUGCAGAGGAUAAAUUCCGAUUUGCUAAAGAUGAUUUGAACAAGAUCCAGCACUACCUAGAUGAAAUCCUACUGCCAAGUAACUCACCUAGCAGCUUCAGUCAUCUCUCUUCAUCAAGAGCACGGUUGAAAUCAUCCAGCAGCUCAGUUCAUGCCCAGACAGGCAGCAUCCAAAAUAAACCAUGGAAAUAACGAUCAAAAUGUUAAUCCUUCACCUUUCUUAAUACUUCUGUUUUUUUUAAAUCAUUAGCUACUGUAUUGCUAAAGUGCUGUAGAAAAUUGUUAUCACUGUUCUGUUAAAAAAAACUUGAAGCAAUGUCUACAAAUAGAUGCUUUUGAAAACAAUAGCCAACGUAAGUUUUCAAAACACUAUCUGCUUGGGUUUAAAUUACCCACUUUAAAUUAAUUUAUACCUUUAAACUCCAUCCAAAAGCAGUGGAAAAGAUUAAAACAGAAGAACAAGGGAAAGACUGUGUUCAGAACUGUCUCAUUACUGAGUCCCGUGUUGACAACUAUAGGUUUUGAAUACACAACAGAUACCAACACAGAUUUGGAUGUAGAAACACAGAAACAAUACUUGUUGCACCAUAAGAACACCCUAAGAUAAAAUCCUGUUUUUAUUUUUCCUUCUGUUCCAAAUGACAAUAUGAAGGAAAAUAAUUUAUUCUUUUCUGUAUUAUCACAGAACUCUGGGCUAAUCCCAGUCUUUGGUUUUAAAGGAUUUUACCUUCUUCUGUCUUCGCAACUAUCACUUGAUGCUUAAUGACCACCUCCGAUAUGAAACUGUUGAUAAUAUUUCCAACUAAAGGAUACUUAAUGCAAAGCAACAAGAAUUAAACAGCAGUUGAACAGAUUCUUAUCAUUCCAACAGUAUAUUAGAUCUGGUAACAUGCCAACAUAUACCACAACAUGCUCAAACUAUACAAUGCAAUACAAGUAAUGUAUUUAUAAGCAUAGUGCACUUUGACCUAUUUUUCAAAAUUUUAACCACCCAUGAUCUUAAAUUUGUCAAAUCAAUUCAGAACAUUUCCACUGGCAUAUAUAUCAGUGUGUCAGGGCAGCAUUUCAUAAACCAAAGUGAAAAGCUUCUUGGGUCAAUCGUUAAUACCCUGUUUCUGUUUGCAAUUGGGGCUCUGAGAGCAAGUGUACGGCCUGACUGAUGUGUCGGUAAAUAUGUAAUGAAUCUAUAUGGAUGUGGCUUCAGCAUUCUUUGAUACAAAGUCUUUGCAUGUACUAAACUGGUCUGUGGUGUGCUCAGUCCCUCCCCUUGCCACGCAUUAUUACCCUUGAUUUGUAUUUCAAACUAUUUUGACUUUCUUUUGUGCUUACCAGAACCAGUGGAUUUACUAUAAUGAUCAAAUUCCAAUCUUUUAAAAGAAAUUCUGGUGUCUUCAGAAACACUUUAGGAUUCCACAACUCCAUCUGUUCUUGGGGGGAAGAAAAGUGACCUUUCCCAAUGCUGGCUUUUAAGGUGAUCACCCUAUUUAGAUCCAUCUCAGUCUGGCAACUUACUGAGAUCUAACAAACAGAAGUAUUGUGGAGUACCUCUGAAUUUUAUUUAAUUGUGAGGCCUAGAGUAACAUUCACCUAUGUCAUGCUUCUCUGGAGCUAGUUAAACUCUAUUUUAGCCAAAUGUACAAAUUAACUGAAUGUGCAGACCCUAAAAUAAAAUGUUGUGGUCUGUGUUUCUAUGAGAAAAUGAAGUGAGUCAAGCCUAUGGUAAAUUAUAUACUGUUGAUUCACUGACUGCACUUAUUGACUAGUUCCUGGCUACAGUCAAUCUGAGUUAAUCAGUUUUUCUUGUGCCUCCAAUUUUGAAAGCUUUUUUGUUUUUCACCACCAUGUAUAUGUGGCAGUGUGAUUCAUAGAUGCUCACAGCAGUGUGUUUCAUCUUGGAAUCCCAGCCUGUGUCUCUCUUUCCUAAGGAGCCAAGUUAAUAUUUGUAUGUCUGCACAAAACUGAAGUUGUCCAUGUUUUUCAUCUCUUUUUAAAAGGUUUUUACUUGUGCUUGCAAAGACUGAGAAAAUGUGACAGUUUUCUCAAUUACCUAGCUUUUUCCAAAAAAUACGUUGUUUCAAUGAUUAUUGGCUGCAUGUGUUGACAAGUUAAUGAGCCCAGUGUAGAAGUGUCCUUUUACUGCUGGGUGUAAGAUUUUGUAGUGGCUGGUACUCUCCCAGCAGGGAAUCAUCUUUCCUAACUGUGGACGUAAAAUGCAGCUCAUUACCAUGGCUAUCCUCUUAGGACAAGACUUUAUUGUUUAUUCUGUCUCGAGUACAAUUGCACAGUUGUUCUCCUUACAACAUUCAGAGGGAAAUUAAUAGACACAAAAGCAAAGUUGGAUUUGCGAGUACUAAUCACUGUAUAGCAUUAAGACAAACAGAAUUGACAGGUGUCUGUUCGUGUUUUCUAAAGCAUGGAUCGUGAGCCAGUGGAUUGAAAACCCCCAGAUCCAGUAAAAAGUACUAUGAUAGACAUGCACUUUUUUAAACAAGAUUUAUCUGAGAAUGAUCUAAAUGAGUACCCCUCAGAGAUAUUCACUUCCCAAGGCCAAGAAUAUUACAAUCUAACUAUAAGUGACUUAAUAUAUUAUCCUAAGAGUAAUUGACUUAGUGCAGAUCAGAGAUCAAGCUUAUAAACAUCUUAGUGUGAUUUUCAAAAAGUUUCUUUUUACAUGUACUGCUGUCUUUUAUGAAGAUGUGAAAUGUUGCCAGUGGAUCUGAUGUGUGUGUUGAUGGCCUUUGAGUUACCCUUUGAGGAAUUUCCUGCUGUAGUAUCAGGCGUCCAGUUCGACGCCUGGAUCAGAUCAGAUUGUUAUUGGCGUACUGCUAUUAAAACUUGCAUCCCAGAAGGAUCCUUCAUUUUUGUUCCUUGUAGUUGUUCUGCAUGUUUCGUGAAUGCCAACUAGAUGAUUAUGACUGGCAGUUGGUCAAGUGAUGUUGGCUUUUGGUUUUGAAUAUAAAAAUCUGCACAUUUUGUACUUUUAAAUAAAAUGUAUUUGUUUUAAAUUUGAAA